UUAGAAAGCCGGGAAACACACCGUUAAGGACUCCAACCAUUGCAUUUUACAGCGGAAUGUUCACUCGAAGGGGCCAUGGAGACGUCAAGAAAUCUACACAGAAAGUUCUGGACCCAAAGAAGGACGUGUUGACCCGACUGAAACACCUCCGCUCUCUGUUGGAUAUCAUUGAGAAGAGUGAGCUGAAGACGUUCUUCGAGAGCAAUUGUUCUCAGAUUUAUUUUAUCUUCUAUGAAAAUUUCAUUACACUGGAAAGUAACUUAAAGCAAAAAGGGAACAAAUCUCAAAGGGAGGAGCUGGACUCUAUCCUCUUUAUUUUUGAAAAAAUUCUACAACUUCUACCAGAGAAAAUCUACAGUCGAUGGCAGUUCCACAGUAUAGGCUCUAUUCUGAAAAAGCUUUUGCACACUGGAAAUUCAUUCAAGAUCCGCUGUGAGGGGAUCCGUCUUUUUCUGCUGUGGCUGCAGGCCCUGAGGGACAACUGUGCUGAGGAACAGUUCCUCAUAUUUGCCUGCCUGGUGCCGGGCUUCCCCGCAGUACCCUCCUCCAGAGGCCCCUGCACUCUGGACACCAUAAUCUACAACCCCUUCUCCAACCCUCCUGAUGCUAAGGUGAUACCUGAGGAGAUCACCCCAUUGGUGCCGGCUGUAGGUGGCGAGAAGGUGACAGAUGAUCAGACUUGCUACAUCCUGCAAACCCUGCUCAAGUUUAUGGUCAUUCAGGCGUCCAGUUUAGAAUGGAAGAACAAAGAGAAUCAGGACACAGGCUUCAGGUUUCUCUUCAGCCUGUUUAAGAAGUACUACCUUCCACAUCUAUUUCCUUCUUUCACCAAGCUCACAAAUCUCUACAAGCCUUUACUAGACCUCCCCCACCACAGACCAAAGCCCUUGUAUGUGCCGGUGACACGGAACAACGAGAGCACCUUCUGCACCAGGGACCAGUACCUGGCGCCGCGUGUGGCCUUCAUUACCUGGCUGGUCACCUUCUUCCUGGAGAAGAAGUACGUCAGCACUGCUGCCACUGCGCCAAGCACCAAGAAUGGCACCGAGGUCAUUCCCAAACUCAUCCAGACUGUCACUGCGGGCAGUAGCAGCCAGGAGAAGGAAAAGGUGACCGAGGGGGAACCCAGUGGGCCGGUAGUGGAGCCUGAGAAGAACCACUCCAACAGUAGCACGCUGUCAGACCGGCGGCCCAGUGAUUCCAGCCUGUGUAGCAUUGAAGAGGAAUAUCGUUGUGUCUACGACAUGGUGCAUGCCAUCCUACUGUCCACCAGAGACAACGUCAACUUUGUCAAUGAGGUCUUCCAUCAGGCCUUCCUGCUGCCAUCCUGUGAGGCGUCAGCAACCCGAAAGGUGAUCAAAGUGUACAGGAAGUGGAUCCUGCAGGAGAAGCCCACCUUUAUGACAGAGCCUGACAAGAGCAGUCAGGAAGAUGACGUAGAUGACCGUUCAGAACAGCUGAUCAGCACGGAGAGUGAUGGCACACAUGCACAGACAAUGGAGAUUCAUGGCCACAGGCGUACAUCCAGUUGGGGGAGAACAUACUCGUUUAGCAGCGCCAUCAGCCGAGGCUGUCUCACCGAGGUGCAGAACAGGGACAUCAAGGCUGGCAUCCAGCCCUCACUACAGGUGUUUCUGACCAACUCCUCCAAUGUGUUCUUACUGGAGCCAUGCCAGGAUGUGCCCAAACUUCUUGAUAACCAGGUGGAAGUCUGCAAGGGUGUGCUCAGUAUCUACCGGCACAUGAUCAUGGAACUCAGCAUGAACACACAGACAUGGGAGCAAAUGUUGCAGGUGCUGUUAAGGAUCACAGAGGCGGUGAUGAAGAGACCACAGGAGAACCAAAGAAAAGACGCUUUUGCCGAAAGUUUAGCAGCUAUACUCUUUAGGACCAUCAUUGUGGCAUGGGUGCGUGCCAACUUGUGUGUAUUCAUCUCCCGGGAACUAUGGGAUGAGCUGCUAGCGGUGCUGUCCUCUCUGACCUGCUGGGAGGAGCUGGUGACAGAGUGGGCCAGCAUCAUGGACUCCCUGACAGCUGUGCUGGCACGCUCCGUCUACGGCCUGGACAUGGCAAGCCUACCCCUAGACAAGCUCAGUGAACAGAAGGAGAAGAAGCAGAGAGGACGAGGAGUGAUCCAGGACCCCCAGAAGGCAGUAGCUGUGGCUCGCUCCUUCUCACUGAGUUGGAGGAACCAAGGGGAGCAAGGCCCCCCAGGGGUCCAGGAACCCAUGAGGAUUCGCUCUGCCACCACAUCAGGAGCUCCUGGUGUGGAGAAGGCCCGCAACAAUGUCCGGCAGAAAGCUUCUGCUAAACGAAGCCAGUCCAUCAGCAACUGUGUGCAUCUUUACGAGGCUUUACCCACUACUAAAAGUGUUCCUAUGCUGCUCCACACUGUGAGCUCUUUCUUGCCUGGUAUCUCUUCUGGUAACUCUGCUUGCUCUCACAGACUUUCAGACGUGGAGGAGUGCCAGCUGUCAGAGUGCGGGGCAGAGGAGGAGCUAGGAGGUGGGGACAGCCCCCUUCCACGUAGCAGCAGCACCUCCGACAUCACCCAACAACUGGUCGAAACUUUCCCAGGUCAGAAGAGGGAGUAUUCUCCCACCUCCUGUGGCUCUGACAGCAGGAUGUCAGAGGGUAGGACAGAGAGCAAUGAGCCACCAGUGAUCCUGAUCCGGCGGAGUAGCAGUCCAGCUGAGCUAGAUUGCAAUGCUGAGGGACACACCAACAAUACAAGGCCCAAGCUCUGUGAGAAAAGUGAAAGUGUAAGCAGUGAAACGUCCAAUGGCUACCUCAACGAUGCUGAGGCUGCCUGGCAGGUCUGGCAAGCCUUUGAGGAGGAGGCCGAUACUCAGUCCACCCAGUCAGCCCACAUGGAUGUGACCACCGAUCCUCAGAAUCAGAGGAGUCUGCUGCUCAGCCACAAUGAGGCUCUGGCAGGUUCCGAGCGUGCUGUCCUUUCUCCCCACUCUACAUCCCUGUCCCAACCCCACCACCACUUCCACUACCCCCAGAAUCCCCCCGCCUCACCAACCCUGCUGGUGCACACAGAGUGCCCGCGGGACUGCCCUCUGGAUGACACCAUGCAUCAGUCUGUCAUACAUAUGCCACACCACCUGGACAGUAGUGAGUGCCUCGCUGAUGAUGUCAGCAUCAUUGCUGGUGGGAGCCUGACUGGUUGGCACGCGGACUCAGCCUUCGUCCUGUGGAGGAGGAUCCUCGGUAUCCUGGGAGACGUCAAUAGCAUCUGCUGCCCCAAGAUCCAUGCCAAGGUCUUCUCUUACCUCUAUGAGCUCUGGCACAAGCUAGCAAAGAUCCGGGACAACCUUGGGAUCAGUGUGGACAACCAGUCCUCUCCCCCUCUUCCUGCCUUCAUCCCUCCGCUGCGAAUGCUGGCCUCCUGGCUCUUCAGGGCCACCAUGCUUCCAGCGGAGUACAAUGCAGGCAAGCUUCAGGCGUACAAGCUCAUUUGUGAGAUGAUGACCAAGCACCAGGAUGUGCUGCCCAACAGCGACUUCCUAGUGCACCUCUACCAUGUCAUGCACAAGGGCUUCACCAGUGAUGAGCAGGAUGUUCUCAACACCAUGAUACGGUCAUGCUCUCCACGUUUCUUCUUCCUGGGCCUGCCAGGCUUUACCAUGCUUGUGGGAGACUUCAUCACUGCUGCUGCCCGAGUCCUCAACUCUGACUCAUCUGAGGCUCCCAGAAUGGAGGCUCAGACAGUCCUCGGCUCCCUCUUGUGUUUCCCAAACCUCUACCUCCAGAUUCCACUACUGCAGACUGUGCCUGGCUCCAGUGACAUCAUUGUGAGCAACGAGGACAUCAAGGACUAUCUAGUCAACAUCCUACUGAAGACAGCGAGGAAUGAACACUGUGAAGGAGCCAGGUGCAUAGCAGUGUGCAGCCUGGGUGUGUGGGUGUGUGAAGAGCUGAUGCAGAAGAACAUCCAUCACCAAGUGAAGGAUGCUAUCAACGUCCUGGGAGUAACACUAAAGUUUGGGAACAAGGCUGUGGCCCAAGUAGCCUGCGAUGUGUUCCAGCUGCUAAUAUCUCACUGGGAGCACCUCCGGAGGCUGGAACAAACUCUACCGAAGAAGAUCAUUGAGAUCUUUGUGGCCACAAUAGCCUUUCUGUUGCCAAGCGCGGAGCACUCGACAGUGGAGGCGGACAAAAAGCUGAUGGUGUCCUUACUGCUGUGCCUGUUGGACUGGUGCAUGUCCGUGCCCUUGAGUCUCUUAUUGGAGCCCAUCACUAUGCCUGUGCUCGAGGACCCUGCGUCCCACAAGGCCCCGCUAUUGGACUACAUAUACAGGGUGCUGCACUGCUGCGUGUCAGGCUCCAAUCUGCACACCCAGCAAAGCCACUACCUGCUCAGCCUGUCAGACCUGUCCACAGACUAUGACCCCUUCCUCAUGCUGGGUCAAGUCAGGAGCUCGGACCCCCCACCCUGCCAGGUCACCACCACCGAAUUUGGCAACCUGCUAACAGUAGCUGAGGAAAAGAAACGUCGUAAUAUGGAGCUGAUUCCACUGACGGCACGGAUGGUCAUGACACACCUGGUCAACCACCUGGGCCACCAUCCACUGAGUGGCGGCCCCGCCCUUCUCCACAGCUUGGUGAGCGAGAACCACGACAACCUGUACGUGGAGUCAUCGGAGCUAUCGUCUGAGGUCUUCAGAAGCCCCAACCUACAGCUUUUUGUCUUCAAUGACAGCACGCUGGUGUCCUACCUCCAGAUUCCGGCUGAGACCCCCACUAUUGGACAGCCCCCACACCCUUCCUCCCAAGUGCGCGUCAUUAUCCGUGACAUCUCAGGCAAGUACUCAUGGGAUGGCGCAGUCUUGUACCGCACCACCCAGGAAGACUACAGUGGUAUGGGCAUUUUUGAUGGCAUGGACCCUCCAAUCAGCUCCACUACUACUGGUCACAGUAGAAAGCAGCCUUCCUCCCCAACAAAGGGCCCCUCCAACCAGCACUGCCCAGUCUCAGAUGCUGGCCUUGACCUCUGUGAUCAGGAGGAAGUGGAUAUUCUGGAUCAGCUCCUGGAGAAUCUGGGCCGCAGCAGCCCAGAGUGCCUGCCACAGCCCCAGCUGAGGCUCAACCAACCGGCCCCCUCGCCUUGUGGCAUGAACCUGGAGCAGGAGGGGGCCAUCCUGGAGGCCAUUCUGCGUCAGACACAACAGGAGGAGGAGCAGGUGAGGAGGUGGGAUGCUGAUGUUGGUGUUCGAGCCGCCUGCCAAAUGGAGCCCACCCACCAAGAGCCCAAAGCCCCAUUCCACUUCUGCAGGCUGCUCCUCAAUGACCUUGGCAUGAACUCCUGGGACCGCAGGAAAAGUUUUCAUCUACUGAAGAAAAACUCCAAGCUCUUGAGGGAACUGAAGAACUUGGAUUCGAGACAGUGUCGAGAGACACACAAGAUUGCUGUGUUCUACAUUGGAGAGGGCCAAGAGGAUAAGUGUUCCAUCCUGUCCAACUCUGCAGGCAGCCAGGCUUAUGAGGACUUUGUAUCUGGACUAGGAUGGGAGGUGGACCUGGCAACACACUGUGGCUUCAUGGGUGGUCUCCAGCGGAAUGGCAGCACAGGCGUGACUGCUCCUUACUUUGCUACCUCCAAUGUGGAAGUCAUCUUCCAUGUCUCCACACGUAUGCCAUCUAACUCUGCUGACUGCCUCACCAAGAAGCUGCGUCACCUGGGAAAUGAUGAGGUACACAUUGUGUGGUCAGAGCACACCAGGGACUACCGGCGUGGCAUCAUCCCCACUGACUUUGGCGAUGCACUGAUUGUCAUCUACCCCAUGAAGAACCACAUGUACUUCAUCCAGAUCAUGAAGAAACCGCAGGUUCCCUUCUUUGGGCCUCUGUUUGACGGCGCCAUCGUCUCGGGAACACUACUGCCAAGCUUGGUGCGGGCCACCUGUAUCAAUGCCAGCAGAGCUGUCAAGUCCCGACUGACUCUCUACCAAAGCUUCUACGAGGAGCGGGCGCUCUACCUGGAAGCCAUUAUUCAGAACCACAGAGAGGUCAUGACCUUCGAGGACUUUGCCUCGCAGGUCUUCUCCCCUUCUCCCAGCUACUACACAAUGAGCGGGACAGGCUCCCUCACUGGCAGCAUGAGCACCGAGCUCAGCACAGCCACAGGAGUGGUGGACUCUGCCGAGCAGGCCUCCCCCACCAUGCCCCGUGCCACAAAGAACCGGGUCUCCGGAAAACUCCGCCGAUCAGCCAGCGCUAUAAGCAAAUCCUCCAACUGAGCUCUUUG
Molecule: messenger RNA, 6256 nt
Organism: Lampris incognitus (smalleye Pacific opah)
Lineage: Eukaryota; Metazoa; Chordata; Actinopteri; Lampriformes; Lampridae
Gene: ralgapa2
Product: Ral GTPase activating protein catalytic subunit alpha 2
Exons: 41
Coding region: 57-6248 (2063 amino acids)
Biological process (GO): regulation of small GTPase mediated signal transduction; positive regulation of GTPase activity
Cellular component (GO): nucleus; cytoplasm
Molecular function (GO): GTPase activator activity
Source: RefSeq, a predicted model, not a curated record